Phodopus roborovskii (desert hamster) is the source of this 1956-nucleotide messenger RNA. It is a transcript of the gene Elmod1, whose product is annotated as ELMO domain containing 1. Lineage: Eukaryota; Metazoa; Chordata; Mammalia; Rodentia; Cricetidae. Gene Ontology annotation, molecular function: GTPase activator activity. The transcript has 10 exons. The coding region runs from base 94 to 1074 and encodes 326 amino acids. The record is from RefSeq and is a predicted model, not a curated record.
CCACUGUAGCCCACACUUACUUUGGCAAAAGAAAAUUUGGAAGCAGUUACUUGGAGACAGUUGGCAUCGCGUCUGUGAGGAAACAGCAGCACAAUGAAGCACUUUCUGAGGAUGUUGAUCCAGGUUUGCCUGUAUUUUUACUGUAAAUUUUUGUGGCGCUGCAUGAAGUUUGUGAUGCGGAAGCUCACAGGAAGGUGUGAGCUGCAAAGGAUUUGCUACAGCACCAAGCCUGGAGCUUCUAGAACCAUGAAAAUCGAAACAUCACUGCGGGAUUCGAAAAGUAAGCUCUUGCAGACAUCAGUGAGUGUUCACCCCGAUGCCAUCGAAAAGACUAUUGAUGACAUCAUGGAACUGAAACAAAUUAACCCUGACAUCAACCCACAGUUGGGAAUCUCUCUCCAGGCUUGCCUUCUGCAAAUCGUGGGUUACAGAAACCUCAUUGCAGAUGUGGAAAAACUGCGCAGAGAGCCCUACGAUUCUGACAACCCCCAGCACGAAGAGAUGCUUUUGAAGCUAUGGGAGUUCCUGAAGCCCAACACACCACUGGAAUCUCGGAUUUCUAAGCAGUGGUGUGAGAUUGGUUUCCAAGGUGAUGAUCCAAAGACGGAUUUUCGAGGAAUGGGUCUCCUGGGACUUUAUAAUUUACAAUAUUUCGCAGAACGGGAUGCCACAGUGGCUCAGCAGGUCCUCUCCGACUCUCUUCAUCCAAAAUGCAGCAAAUUCAGCAAAGCAGAAUGGGAAAAGAAAAGGAUGGAUAAAGCAAUCGGGUACUCCUUUGCAAUUGUGGGCAUCAACAUCACUGAUCUGGCAUAUAAUCUGCUUGUGAGUGGUGCUCUGAAAACUCAUUUCUACAACAUCGCCCCGGAAGCACCAACGCUGUCUCACUUCCAACAAACAUUCUGCUAUCUGAUGCAUGAGUUUCACAAGUUUUGGAUUGAGGAGGACCCCAUGGACAUAAUGGAAUUUAACCGUGUGCGGGAGAAAUUCCGCAAGAGGAUCAUAAAGCAGCUGCAGAACCCAGACAUGGCGCUGUGCCCGCAUUUCGCUGCAUCUGAGGGUUUGAUCAACAUGUAGUGUCCAUGCCUGUUCCAAUGGACCCCAAGAACACUGCCUCAUCGUUGUCUUCGAUCUCUGCUUAGGUGACAGCUCACACGCCGAAUGCACAUAGUGAUCAUACGUGUAUAUAUAUAUGCAUGCCUUUUGGUACAGUAUUUUCAUCUCUUGGUCAUAAUUCCAAGAUUCCCCCAAAUACCACUAUUUCUGGAGUAUCUACCUUCCAGUGACUGCUCAUAUUGUGGCAUUAUGCAGUGUUAGCAUCUGUCCUUGACACCCAGGUAUGGAGAAAGUUUUCUAUUUUUUUAGAUUUUUUCCCUCCCCCUCAUCAUUCAAUAUUAAAAAUGUGUAAUAAUUCUCUAGCUAUAAUUUGUAUGUAAGAGAUUUAACUGAGCCUCAUUCUGUGUUCAUAUUUAUUAAAAUGUUUCAUGAGGACUGCUGCUAGCUUCUCAAGCCAGGUUCAUGCUUGGACCUCAUUCUGGUAAAGUAUAAGACUUUAAAAUAAUACAGACAGACACAUGAUAAGCCAAAAUCAUCCUGCACAUAUAACUGCACUUCACAAAAAAUGUAACAAGGCUAUAAGAAAUCAGCUUAAAUAGGAGCCAUCCUUAUGAGAAAUCCUGCAGACCUGUAGCCUAACUUAACCACAGUUGCAACUGUGCCGUAGUCAUCAGGAUAGAAAUGUGUUUUAUUUCCACCACUUCAAGGCUUGGAUGUCUAAGUAUGUGUAUGAUGCUUGGAGCCCCAGAAAAGAAGCCAUAUCUUUCCAAGACUGUGAAGGGUUUUUCACUGCCUGUCCCUUGCUAAACCCAGAGUUGGCCCUCAGCACUACCCCAAACUGAGCAUAGGGGAUUGAGGGCUGACUGGUUUGUUUUCUAUGUUGAGGGGCAAUAUUUUAAAAAA